CCCUGAGUUUGCAUAUGCAAAAUGAUUGCUGAACUUUCUUUGUCUUCUCUCUGCUGGGCAUAAAAGUCGGGCAGAACUUGCCGAUUGUUUCAGUUGGGUUUCUACGCGAUCACGCAAAAGAUCAUCGAGAAAAUGAAAUCGUUUGGGAACUUCGGGGCAUUCUGCCUACUCAUCCUCGUCGCGGGUCUCAGUGCUGGAGUUGAAGCUCGGCGGUUGGCCCUGCGUCCGUUGUCGGUGCGGGAGCUGCGCGCUGCCCUGAGGGAGACAGGUCUGGAUGAAGAUUCCGAGGCUGGAAGAUCGCUUUCCUCUGCUUUGGCUGGCAUCACAGGCUUCGCUCUGGGCAUCACCAAGGGCGUCGGUGGCUCCCUACUCUUUGACGUGAUCACCUCGAAUGACACAAUCCAGUAUGUCACCAAUCUGCUGAACACCACCUCCUCCUCAACGACGGGGAGCACUGGCACUGCUCAGGAGAUCUGCUUCAAGAGCCGCAGUGCCGAUGGAGAGACCAUCAGUGGACGGAGUAGCAAUAACAGAGAUUCGAGUGAUGAUCUAGUCUACAGCGAUCCCAUUAGUUCAGAGCUGUCCGGUGAGGAGCGACAGUUGGGCGCAGGGACUGGCACCGGCACGGGGUCAUCCGGUGGAGGCGUCACCUGCAUUGUGCUCAACUCUGGAGUCAGGCGGCGACGUCAGCUGGUGGCACGCCCUGAUACGACUGCAAACACUCGCAACCGCAGGCGAUUCCGGCGCCAGUCUAAGCGGCGUGUCGACCAGAGGGUUCGCUGAGCACAGACUUUGAACUUAGACGACCCCUAACCUACUUUAAGCUAUCUCUUAUUUAUUGAUUUCGAUUAGUUUAUUAAAUUUUAAUUGUUCCGCACGUGGGCGCGCUGUUAUAUAUGGUCGGAUGACACAGGCAAAAACCUACAUUGACAUAUUUUAUGAUUUGCUGACAUGCACUCUGACGACAUUCCACACUCGACG
Molecule: messenger RNA, 981 nt
Organism: Drosophila miranda
Lineage: Eukaryota; Metazoa; Arthropoda; Insecta; Diptera; Drosophilidae
Exons: 2
Coding region: 133-783 (216 amino acids)
Source: RefSeq, a predicted model, not a curated record